Messenger RNA from Pseudopodoces humilis (Tibetan ground-tit), 5499 nucleotides. RefSeq names its product zinc finger protein 512 (gene ZNF512). NCBI's taxonomy places the organism in Eukaryota, Metazoa, Chordata, Aves, Passeriformes, Paridae. The record is from RefSeq and is a predicted model, not a curated record. Gene Ontology annotation, molecular function: zinc ion binding.
GGCGGAACCGCGCCUGAGGGCGUGGCGCUGACGUGGCGGCGGCAUCGGCACCAUGCGGGGCGGCGGCGUCUCGGACACCAGGACUGGACAUCACAGACAGCAGAAGCUCAAGAAGUCCUUGGAAAAUAAAAAGUCUAAGCAACCUGAGGUGGUGGAAACUGCUGUUAUAGGAGUGAACAGUAACUAUGAUGACACAGUCACCAACAUUUCCUCUGCCUCACCAAAGGGCCCAGUGAAUGGGAGUGCAGAGCCCAGGAGCAAGCGGACCAUUCGCAGGCCUGCUUACUGGUUGGAAAUGAGAGGAAUGAAAAACAGUGUUAACAAAUCUUCAGAAAAAAAAGGAGAAGUACUAUUGAAAGGCAAGAGGAAAUCUGAGCAAAGGGAAGGCAAAGAUGUUAAAGACUCUCCCAAGAAGAAGCAGAAGAUUUCAGGGAAAAACCAGCAAACUGGAACAAAACAAAACUCCAGAACAAAAGGCCACUGUGUUCAGAAAGAGCCAGAAACCUAUGGCACAGGUAGUAUGGAAGAGCAAUGGUCUUUAGAGAUUCAGGACAAAGGCCGAGUUACCUGUCCAACAUGCCGGGCUGUGGUGAGAAAGACUGUAGAAGGAUUGAAGAAACAUAUGGUAAAUUGCAGGAAGGAAAUGUUCACAUGUCAUCACUGCGGGAAGCAGCUGAAGUCUUUAGCAGGGAUGAAAUACCAUGUCAUGGCAGACCAUAACAAUCAGCCAGUUGUGAAGGAGGGAGAAGAAUUGGAUGAGCAGCUUGAGCGAGACCGCCUUCGGAAAGUUUUGAAGCGAAUGGGAAAAUUGAAGUGUACAAGGGAGGGCUGCACAGGCAGCUUCACCAGCAUAAUGGGAUACCUAUAUCAUGUUAAAAAGUGUGGAAAGGCUGCUUCUGAGCUGGAGAAAAUGGCUAUGAAGUGCCACCACUGUGGAAAAGCAUACAGAUCAAAGGCAGGACUUGUCUACCACCUCCGAUCUAAGCACGGGCCGGUCACUUUCCUCCAUGAGGAGAGAAGAACAGAGACCCUGAAAGAAAUCAAACGGGAGCAAAAUAACACAGGCAGAGUUCAGAGGAGAUCUGCAAAGGUGGCAAUCUACUAUCUCCAUGAGCUGGCAGGAGAAGAGCUGGCCAAAGAGUGGCCCAAAAGAAAAGUUCUGCAGGACUUGAUUCCAGAUGACCGGAAGCUGAAAUACACUCGUCCUGGACUGCCCACAUUUAGUCAAGAUGUGCUGUGCAAAUGGAAAACGGAGAUAAAGAUGUACCGAAGAGUCCACUGCCCAAAUCAGGGUUGUGAAUCUGUAUAUGGCAGUGUCUCAGGACUCAAGUCUCACCUUGGCACAUGUACCUUGGGAGACUUUGUGGCUGGUAAAUACAAGUGUCUGCUGUGUGAGAAGGAGUUCAUUUCGGAGAGUGGGGUCAAGUAUCACAUCAACUCUAUGCACGCUGAGGACUGGUUUGAUGUGAAUACAACGACCACCAAAAGCUUUGAGAAGCUGAUGAAAAUUCGCCAAAGGGAAGAGCAGAGGAAGCAACGGAAGAAGCGUCCUUUGACCAGGGGCAAAAAAAAGAGAGCUGGAACGCUGGUUGCCAAGAAGCUCCCCACUGUUGGAGUUGAAAAAAUGAGGAGAAGUAAGAGAGGUGGUCCACAAUGCGUGGACAAUGAGAGUGCAAGCAGUGAGGAAGGGGCACCCCAAGUUUCACAGAGAGAUGAAGUUCCAAAAGCCAGCUGCAAGCGAAUCCGAAGUAAAUCCCUAGAAGAUGAGAAGGAGUAAUUCUAAAGCUUUUCAGUUACAAGUCCCACUUCUGUCAGGCUCAUAACCCACAGCACUAAUAUAAGCAACUGAAUGUCUUUGGGACUGUGACUCAAUUCUGCGGGUGACUUUGAUACUGAAACUUCUGUAUCAGUUGUGAGGUCUGGUCGGUUGUGAGGAAUACAAACCAAAGCUGUGGUGCAGAGGCUGCUUCUGCUGGUGUAGUUUCUUUUGGACAGUGGCACUAACAGUGUACCCAGUGUGAUUCCUGCUCUGGUUGCAGUCUCAGUUUGGUCAUACUAGUUGCUUGUUUAGUGGUUUCCAGUACAGCAAGUGUUUGUUUUGUCAUCUUCCUCUGAUGUGUGAGAUCACAUCAGAUCACCACAAAAAAGGGUUCUUUUUUACAGUUCUUCUCAUAAGGGACUGACUAGCACAAUGUUCAGGUCUCUUCAAGGUGGAAAUCCAUUCUUGCACAGAAUGCACACAAAUUAAACAUGAAAACAGUGCUGUGCAGAGUGCAAAGACUCCAGCUUGCCCUGUCACUCUGCUGUCUGAUGUCAGCAAGGCUGCCACAAAAGAGACCUUCUCAGUGUUUGCUGUAUCCUGUUGCACAAGGCUCUAUUUCAUACACCGGUGUUUACGCUCAGCACCAGCGCGUGUACUUGAAAGGGGAUGGAAGGUCAUUAUUACCCUUGUCAGGAGCUCACUGUUCCCCUGGUGUCUGUCUCCUGUAAUGCUGGAUGUUGAAGAUAUGUAGAAAGUCUUCCAGUGCUGCAAGGACUGAAUGUUCUCAAGCCCUUUGGAGAUUCACUAGCCUUUCCAGAGCCCCCAGUAACUAAUGUACUGAGAUGGCCUUUGUGUACCCUCUGAAGCCCACUUGUUUCAUGCUCACCUGGGAAACAUACUGCAAGACAGUGCAUAUCGACAUGAGCAGCCUGCUAGUGCUGGGACCAAGUUCCAUGAAGCUGUCUUGCCAGCUUGUGGUUCUUUGUCAUGCCAUUGCUCCCACAGUGUCCUUUUACCCUGCUCGACAGGUACCAUUUUCAUUGUCUUACAUACCCUGUUUCUUUUCAGUAUCACCUCUCUGUGCAAAUGAGCUGUAUUAGCAGUGGCUUCCCUGUGUAGAAAAGGUUAAAAGAAGAGGGGUCAAUAUUUUAAGUCAUGUGUUGGCAUUGGAUCAUAAGGAAUAAUAUCUUCCUGUGCUCCAUAAAUCAUAGAACAUUAAGGGAUUGGAAUGGACCUUAAAUAUCAUGUAGUCUCACCCCCCACUGCCAUGAGCAGGGACAGAUCCCACUGUACCAGGUUUCUCAAGGCCUUACCCAACCUGGCUUUGAACACUGUCAGGGCUGGGGUAUCCACAGCCUCCCUGGGCAACCUGUUCCAGUGUCUAAAUGCAGCAGAUGUCAUAGAGGCUAGCAGGAGGCAGCAGCACAGGCAGUCCUCUUUUUCUAAGAAUGGGUUCUCCAGAAUCUCUGUUAUCCAAAGACCCACUGUAUCAGAAAAUUGCAAAAUUUGCACUGUCUGACAAAGUUGCUGGUGCUGAAAUUCACAGGGAAGCCAUUGCAGUGUCUGGGGAACAGGCAGGUUUGUACAUGUGUGUUAGUACCAGCAUGAUCACAUUGUUCUUGACAGUGGGGAGUAAAUACUGUAGGACCAAGGUGGUCUCAAGAGCUGCCUUUGGAACCAGGUGCUGCUGUGUUUGCAAGUGCUGUGCUGAAAGUAGAUGUGUGGACAGUGCAGGGUGUGUAAAGUCUGCAGUGAGAUGGGCAAGAUCAAAAGGCAGCAAAAUAAAAUGCCACCAGUGCAAGAAUGUGGUUUCUUGUCUGUUUGGUGUGUGAUGUUCUUGGUACCAUCCCUCCUCACAUAAUCCUGCCUGCCUGCAGGAUUGUCCUGCAUGCUCUGGUGCUGUCCAGUUGUCUUCACAGUUUAUCUUCAGAACUCCACAGCGCUGUACUUCCAGCAAAUGUUCGCUACGUUCCCACUCAGUACAAUAAACCCAGGAAUUAAAGAAGGUUUUUCAUGGUGGUUUCCAGCCUAGAGUCUUGUUUCCUGUCAUUCCUGAGUUACUAACUAGACCUGCUCUCUAGACAUGGAUACUUUGUGACCACUUGGGUUUUGUACUUACUUUAAGGUACUCCUCCACGUAACAUGGCAGGUGGAUAAAAAGCAUUCUCCAACAAUCCAUCUCUGUCUAUCGGCAUUACAGCAGAUUGUUGGCUGGAUUGGCUCAAGCUGGGAUGAGGUGGUGCUGCUGCUGCCACCUCACCUGCCACCUGUCCACUGUUUAUGAAGAGAGAUAUCUGUCCUGGAGCACCUGCAUCCUGCUCUAGUGGGGCUAAGGCAGCCGUGCUCUACUGCUCUGAGGGCAAGGAAUUUAGCAGAGAGGCAGAAUCACCUGUCUCACCUGCUGUCCACACUGCUGGAGAUGCAGCCCCGGAUACUGGUGGUUUCAGGGCUGCCAGUGCACAUGGCAAGGUUGGGUCCAAUUUUGUUGUCCCUAGGACCUUGUCCACCAGGCUGCUCUCCAUCCAUGGAUUCCCCAGAUUCUUCUGCAGCACAUCACUCUCCUCCAGCAAAUCAAUUGCACCAAGCAGCUUGAAUGAAGACAUUGCGUAGUGUAGGCAGCAGGCCCUGGAGAAACACUGUCCACUGCCCCAGAAAACUGGUCCUUGCUGUUAUCAAUUCUACUUGAGCAAGUACAUACUUAGAAAGAGAUCCAGUUUUGAACAAAUCAGAAGUGACAAAAGAAACCAGCUAGUCACUCAAUAUUUGUUGUAGUGAUUCAUUGUACUAAAAAUGCUGUGUCUUCUCAUCAGAGCUUGUUUUUAUUUCAGCCUCUAUCCCAUACUGCUGGGUCCUGGUAACUGAAAUAGCUUUAUGGUGUCAGAAAUUUCUUCCUGCAUAUUUGUAGUCAUAACUAACUCCAUACAAUAUUUGCUGUAUGAGCUAAGGAGGCUUGCUAGUCUCAGUCAAAAUAGGUUUUUCUCUUUUUUUUUCUGUUGUGCAUUGUUCUUUGCUGACAUGUUAUAUAUUGGUUGGUGCAUUUUUCACUUUUUAAGUCCAGAGAAAUGAACCAGGAACCAGCUGCAGUAUUCUAUAACAGUCUGGUUUAUCUAAGAUACAAUGAUAACCUUGCUCUGCUCUCACCUACCUCUUUGUCCUCAGCUCCCUCACUACACUGAUACUCACUUUUACCCUCUCAAGCACAUUUUUCAGUUGUUCUGCAAAUGCCUCUGGGAGCUCAUUUCUUUUGUUUCUAGGAGCUCAACAGGGUUUAAGACGAUGAACACAUUCUGAAACAUUGUGGUGUACUUCACAGAACUACUCUAGCAGAGAUCUUAAUAACCAUGUUUUGUACAGUAACUUUUUCUAGAAAGCUUGGUGUUAAUCUACAGAUUUUCUUUGCAAUUGUUACAUAAUUUCAUUAACUUUCUUGAUAAAGAUGUCAAAUAGGUGCAGACUCUGGGAUUCUCUAGGACAAAUCCUUAUUUACAAUUACUUACUAUCAAGCAUUAAAUGUAUUCCACCGAUGCUUGUAUAACAUGUGGGGCCAAGAACAAGGCCUCACUGAGAUUUAUGAUGUCAACAGCUAUUUUUACCUAAACGGACUUGUAAUUAAUUAAAGAAUAACAUUUACAGAAAAUUCUUCUCUGUGAAACCACGUUGGCUGGGUUUUACUUAUGAUGCCCUUUAAUGUCAGUUGUUGGCGUGUCUGGGAGAUUUCAGACUAAGCUGUACUUACA